This is a messenger RNA of Ipomoea triloba (trilobed morning glory), 990 nucleotides long. RefSeq lists its product as uncharacterized. The record is from RefSeq and is a predicted model, not a curated record. Bases 77 to 415 code for a protein of 112 amino acids. Lineage: Eukaryota; Viridiplantae; Streptophyta; Magnoliopsida; Solanales; Convolvulaceae. The transcript is spliced from 4 exons.
UUUCAGCUUUUCUUCUUCACGAGUUCACGCCUCGAUCAGAGAUCUAAAGCUCUCCGAGUCUCAGACAACGGAUUCAAUGGAAGCGAAACAAUCUGAAAGAGAAGAAGUAUCAGCGGCACAAGCAGUGUUUGUUGGAGCUCUAGCUCCCGGCGUCAAUGCUCCGACUUGGAACACGUUGAAGAUUGCAUUCUUGAUGCUGGCCGUGUGUCUUGCUACUAUGCUCGGCUUGGCUUUCUCCUCAAGUGACUAUAUGUUGACUCUCCAUGUGACUUUCCUUGUUUUCAUAACUGGGAGCCUUUUCCUGCUUCUUACCAGGUUUCUUGCUGAAACUGGGUUGGUUUCCGUUGAACAUCAAAUGCAGGAAAUAGGCUUAGCACCCAAAGACGAUGAAGAUAAGUGCAAGAAGAGCAGUUGAAGCUCCUCCAUCAACACACGGUUUUACAUGUGAAGUGAUACAUGCUGGAGCAUAUAACAGAAGACACUACAGUCAAGUUUACAAUUUACACGAAAGCAAACAGAUCAUUGGCAAUGAAAACGAAGGAACCAUCAUUGCCCAUUUUCUACGGCUCUGAGAAAGCUUCAUUUUCGCUUUGGUUCCUUCUCCUUCGAACGACCCUUUUUCCGCUUGAUGAAGCAGAAACAAGAACAGCAUGGGAGCUGCAGCAUGAACAUGUCUUCUCCUUUGAUGAUUGUGGUUGUUCACAAAUCUCCAGUAUUUAUACAGGGCACCUGCCCUGGGUUUUGUGUUUAUUUGAGUACUUUAUUAUCAUGUGAUUUUAUUCCAAUUAGCCAUAUAUGCUAAACCUGUCAAUGCAUGCUAAUUAGCACUUGGCAGAAGAGGUUUGUUUUGGUUUCCUUCUCAUCAGAAGAAAGAUUUAAAAUACUGGUGCACAACUAGUGAGUGUUAUCUGUCUUUUACUCUUUUCUUUAUGGAUUUGUGAAAUUAUUCAAAGAUUAUGCACCCUAAUGAAUUUCAAGUAUCAUAUUAAA